This is a messenger RNA of Periophthalmus magnuspinnatus, 1432 nucleotides long. It is a transcript of the gene brf2, whose product is annotated as BRF2 RNA polymerase III transcription initiation factor subunit. Lineage: Eukaryota; Metazoa; Chordata; Actinopteri; Gobiiformes; Gobiidae. The transcript is spliced from 5 exons. The coding region runs from base 21 to 1307 and encodes 428 amino acids. Gene Ontology annotation, molecular function: RNA polymerase II general transcription initiation factor activity; TBP-class protein binding. The record is from RefSeq and is a predicted model, not a curated record. Gene Ontology annotation, biological process: transcription initiation at RNA polymerase II promoter; transcription preinitiation complex assembly. Gene Ontology annotation, cellular component: transcription preinitiation complex; nucleus.
GGCGAGAAAGGUACCGAAAGAUGUCUCGGGUGGCUCUGAAAUGUCCGAACUGCGGCUCUUCCAACGUCGUGGAGGAUGAUCUGUACGCACAAUCCCAGUCUGUGUGUGUGGACUGCGGCUCUGUGGUGUCCGAAGGGUUUCUGGCCAAUGACCCGGUCGGAGGUUCAGAGGUCUACUACAGCCACUCUGCACCGCAAUCCAAAAGGCCAUGUUCCAACCUGAUAAAAGGACUGCAGCGGGUCAGGGCCCUCUGCCGUGUCCUAAGAGUCAACAGUGAAAUUGAGAAAUUAUCACAGACCUAUUUUGAACAAGCAUAUAACCACAAAAGCUUCAUCAAUGUGAGCCUGACCAAGAAGGAGGCCCUGGCUGGCAGUUGUGUCCUCAUCAGCUGUAGGAUGCAUGAUUGGCCUGUUACUGUGGGGACCAUAGCUUACCUCAUCGACACUGAUUCAGGGGCUGUGGGAGCCGUUUAUCAAGAGACUCUGAACACUCUGAACAUCUGUAUUCCAACCUUGAGUGUCACUGAUGUUAUGGAAGCUCACUGUCAGGAAUAUAAAAUCACAUCUGAACAUGUCCCAGCUGAAUUGGCGGCUGAGGCAAAAGAGCUGACGAAAAGAGCCUUGGCGCUGGUGGAGCUGGCAGCUGACUCCUGGAUUGUGACUGGCCGAAGACCUGUCCCUAUCAUGAUAGCUGCAACAUAUUUGUCUUGGCAGUCUCUACAGCCCACAAAACUACGACUUAAAAUGACUCUGGAUAAAUUUUGUCAAAUGACCAAAGUGGAUAAGAACAGACCAGCAAUGAAAAGGGUAACUGAAAUCAAGGAAAUGCUGUGUAAACUAGGAAAUGAGAUCCCAUGGGAAAAACAAGAAAUUACUCCUAACAAUGUGAUACAGCAAGUGGAGGACAUUUUGAGUUAUAGAUUUGCCCUGAUGAGGAAGGCUUUGAAAAGUUAUGAGGACUCACUAAAGGCAGAUAUUCAGCAGUGUGAUGCAAAGAAUAAAAAAACUAUGAGGACCAAAACGGCAGAAUUAAAAACUUCUUCCAAGACUGGCUCAAGUGUUCUAGAAACUGAGCGAGCAAAUAAUGGUGCGUGUGAUGAACCAAACUGGGGUAAGCGAUUGCUGUUUGCUCCUCCCUGUGUGGUUAAUCCCAAGAAAAGGAAAAGAGCACCAAGCAACCAAAUAAACGUAACAGGGGAUGAAGAAAUAUCCGACAGUGAAAUUGAUUCAUACAUCAGAACUCAUCAGGAAGUUAGAGAGAUUGCAAUGACUCAAAAGCUUUUAUGCCAGGAGAGUGACAAUUUGUGAUGGUUUAAUUAUUGUCAUCAGCGUCUGCUAUUUCUAGGUUUCUGAAAAUUAAGAAAAAAGUUACAUUUUUUGUUGGCGCAGACAGAUUUGGCAAGAAUAAAUGUUUGUUCUUUUGUUUCCUCAUU